CCUAAAAAAAAAGGAAAGAAGGGCAAAGCCAAAGGCACCCCGAUUGUUGAUGGGGUUGCUCCAGAGGACAUGAGCAAGGAGCAGGUGGAGGAGCACAUCAGCCGCAUCCGAGAGGAGCUGGACCGGGAGCGUGAGGAGCGCAACUACUUCCAGCUGGAGCGGGACAAGAUUCACACGUUUUGGGAGAUCACGCGGCGGCAGCUGGAGGAGAAGAAAGCUGAGUUGCGCAACAAGGAUCGCGAGAUGGAGGAGGCGGAGGAGCGGCACCAAGUGGAGAUCAAGGUGUACAAGCAGAAGGUAAAGCACCUGCUGUACGAGCACCAGAACAACCUGACGGAGAUGAAGGCGGAGGGCACUGUGGUCAUGAAGCUGGCGCAGAAGGAGCACCGCACGCAGGAGGGCGCGCUGCGCAAGGAUAUGCGCGCACUGAAGGUGGAGCUCAAGGAGCAGGAGCUGGCCAGCGAGGUGGUGGUGAAGAGCCUGCGGCUGAAACAUGCCGAGGAGAUCACUAAGAUGCGCAGUGACUUUGAGAGACAAGUUCGAGAAAUCGAGGUCAAGUACGAUAAAAAGAUGAAGAUGUUGAGGGACGAGAUGGACCUGCGGAGAAAGACGGAGAUCCACGAGGUGGAGGAGAGGAAGAGUGGGCAGAUCCACACACUGAUGCAGCGACAUGAGGAGGCCUUCACUGACAUCAAGAACUACUACAAUGACAUCACCCUCAACAACCUGGCCCUUAUCAACUCGCUCAAGGAGCAGAUGGAGGACAUGCGGAAGAAGGAGGACCACCUGGAGAAGGAGAUGGCAGAGGUGACCAUGCAGAACAAGCGCCUGGCAGACCCGCUGCAGCGGGCACGCGAAGACAUGAGUGACAUGCAGAGGAAGCUCACAUACUACGAGCGCGACAAGCAGAUCUUGAUGUGCACAAAAGCUCGUCUGAAAGUCACUGAGAAGGAGUUAAAAGACCUGCAAUGGGAGCAUGAGGUGUUGGAGCAGCGGUUUGUGAAGGUGCAGCAGGAGCGGGACCAGCUCUACCAGAAGUUCACGGCAGCCAUCCAGGAGGUGCAGCAGAAGACAGGCUUCAGAAACCUGGUCCUGGAGCGGAAGCUGCAGGCUCUGAGUGCCGUUGUGGAGCAGAAAGAGGCACAGCUUAACGAGGUGUUGGCCUCCUCCAACCUGGACCCUGCAGCCCUGACCAUUGUGUCCCGAAAGCUUGAGGAUGUCCUGGAAUCGAAAAACAGCACCAUCAAGGACCUUCAGUAUGAGCUGGCCCGAGUCUGCAAGGCGCACAGUGACCUCCUGCGGACCUAUGAGGCAAAGCUCCUGGCCUUUGGGAUCCCCCUGGACAACGUGGGCUUCAGGCCCCUGGAGACAGCCAUCAUCGGACAGACGCUGGGCCAGGGUCCUGCUGGGCUGGUGGCCACCCCCACGUAGCCAUCCAGGGCCCUGUGUGUUCAGCCC
Molecule: messenger RNA, 1458 nt
Organism: Orycteropus afer afer
Lineage: Eukaryota; Metazoa; Chordata; Mammalia; Tubulidentata; Orycteropodidae
Gene: GAS8
Product: growth arrest specific 8
Biological process (GO): flagellated sperm motility
Cellular component (GO): Golgi apparatus; microtubule; motile cilium
Molecular function (GO): small GTPase binding; microtubule binding
Source: RefSeq, a predicted model, not a curated record